CCUCUGCUCAGUCCUCCUCCUCCUCCUCCUCCCUUGGAUCGGGGCCGGGCUUCGGAGAGAGAGGCGGAUCCGGAGCAGAGGAGGAGCAGGAGCAACAGCCACUCCGUCCGGAGGAUCUGGGCCCAGAGGCUGGGAGAGCUCCGGAGUGAAGGGCCCCCGGGAAGAUCCCAAGGAAGGCAAGGAGGAAAGAGGGGAAGAGAUGGUGGCCCCCGGAGCCCCCCUGGGCUGAGAGUCGAAAAGCGAGACCCCACCCGACGAAAGAGAGGAGCCCGUCAGAGCGAUUGUCAGGAGCUGUUGCUGCCGGAGCCGAUGGCAUACACAAUCAGCCCUUCGCCAUCGGUGCCCAUAGGGCCCCAGUAUUGCGUCUGCAAGGUUGAACUGUCCAUCUGCGGCCAGAACCUUCUAGAUAGAGAUGUGACCUCUAAGUCCGACCCCUUCUGCGUCUUAUUUAUGGAAGUGAAUGGCAAAUGGACAGAGAUCGACCGGACAGAAACCGCAAUAAACAACCUGAACCCAGCUUUCUCCAAGAAGUUUGUCGUCGAUUAUCGCUUUGAGGAGGUCCAGAAGCUGAAAUUUGCCUUGUUCGACCAAGACAAGUCCAGCAUGCAACUCUAUGAACAUGACUUCCUGGGGGAGUUUUCCUGCACUUUGGGAUCGAUCGUCUCAAGCAAGAAGAUCACAAAAGCCCUCCUUCUGGGGAAUGGGAAACCAGCUGGAAAGGGGAUGAUCACGAUAGCAGCCCAAGAGCUCUCCGACAACCGCGUGAUCACGCUCAGCAUGGCUGGCCGAAAGCUGGAUAAAAAGGAUUUGUUUGGAAAAUCAGACCCAUUUUUAGAGUUUUAUAAACCUGGGGAUGAUGGGAAAUGGAUGCUGGUGCACAGGACAGAGGUGAUUAAAUACACUCUGGAUCCUGUCUGGAAGCCAUUCACUGUGCCUUUAAUAUCUCUGUGCGACGGGGACAUUGAAAAGCACAUCAAGAUUGUGUGUUACGAUUACGACAACGACGGAGGCCACGAUUUCAUCGGGGAUUUCCAGACCUCAGUUGCCAAGAUGUGCGAAUCCCAAGACACCUUUGCAGUAGAAUUUGAAUGCAUUAACCCCAAAAAACAGAAGAAGAAGAGGAGCUACAAGAACUCGGGCAUCAUCAUCGUGAAAUCCUGCAAGAUCACCAGAGAUUACUCCUUCCUGGACUACAUCCUCGGGGGCUGCCAGCUAAUGUUUACGGUUGGGAUUGACUUCACAGCCUCCAACGGGAACCCCAGGGACCCCACCUCUUUGCACUAUAUCAACCCGAUGGGAACCAACGAAUACCUUUCAGCCAUUUGGGCCGUGGGGCAGAUCAUCCAAGACUACGACACAGAUAAAAUGUUUCCUGCUUUGGGUUUUGGGGCCCAGUUGCCACCUGACUGGAAGGUUUCUCAUGAGUUUGCCAUUAAUUUCAACCCCACCAACCCUUUUUGCCUUGGUGUAGAAGGCAUUGUCCAAGCCUACUCCAGCUGCCUGCCUCACAUACGCUUCUAUGGACCGACCAACUUCUCCCCCAUCAUAAAUCACGUGGCUCGGUUUGCAGCCCAGGCAACACAACAACAAUCGGCAACCCAAUACUUCAUCCUCUUGAUCAUCACGGAUGGCGUCAUCAGUGACAUGGACGAGACGAGGCACGCUGUUGUCCAGGCCUCCAAGUUGCCCAUGUCCAUCAUCAUUGUAGGGGUAGGAAAUGCGGACUUUGCGGCCAUGGAGUUUCUGGACGCAGACAACCGGAUGCUUCGGUCCUACACGGGAGAGGAGGCGGUGCGCGACAUCGUCCAGUUUGUGCCAUUCCGUGAAUUUCGCAGUGCGCCGAAGGAGACCCUGGCCAAAGCCGUCUUGGCGGAGCUCCCACAGCAAGUGGUCCAGUAUUUCAAGCAACAGAACUUGCCCCCCAUCAAUUCAGAACCAGCGUAAGGCCAGAUCUGUCACUCUUUGCCUGCAUGUCCCCCCAAAACUUGUCAGUGCCAAGCUGCAUGUCUCAUGUGGUUUCAGACAAUCCGUACUUUUUCUUUCACCGAGUUAAUUUAAAAACAAGCCAAACUCAGAUCUCCCUGAAAGUUCAACAUGCAACACAAGAAGCAGCAGCAUCUGGACCUGUGCUCAAAAUUCCUGGGCCAAACAAAACAAACACCCCACCUUUUGUCAAUACAGGAUGUUUCCCCUUCUGUUACGGCAAGUACCAACUUUUAAGUAUUUGAAUGUACUUUGUAAGAGUUUUUUCUGUGUGGAACGAAACAUUUUUACAAGCCGUGAAAUUCUCGCUAUCUCAGUGCCCAAAGAAACGUGGACAAGUUCAUGGAUGUGUCGUACUCGUACCUCUCAUGUGCGCUCUCUCUCUCCGUUUUUAUACUGUGUACAUGUUCUAUUUGUUAUACUCAGGUUAAUAAACAAACUUGGACUCUU
Molecule: messenger RNA, 2433 nt
Organism: Sceloporus undulatus (fence lizard)
Lineage: Eukaryota; Metazoa; Chordata; Lepidosauria; Squamata; Phrynosomatidae
Gene: CPNE2
Product: copine 2
Exons: 16
Coding region: 310-1944 (544 amino acids)
Biological process (GO): cellular response to calcium ion
Cellular component (GO): plasma membrane
Molecular function (GO): calcium-dependent phospholipid binding
Source: RefSeq, a predicted model, not a curated record